This is a messenger RNA of Carassius auratus (goldfish), 960 nucleotides long. Its product is annotated as T-cell surface glycoprotein CD3 zeta chain-like. NCBI's taxonomy places the organism in Eukaryota, Metazoa, Chordata, Actinopteri, Cypriniformes, Cyprinidae. The record is from RefSeq and is a predicted model, not a curated record. The transcript has 8 exons. The coding region runs from base 176 to 652 and encodes 158 amino acids. Gene Ontology annotation, biological process: cell surface receptor signaling pathway. Gene Ontology annotation, cellular component: Fc-epsilon receptor I complex. Gene Ontology annotation, molecular function: IgE receptor activity.
GGCAGAGGUUGUCAUUCACUAGAACAGAAAACCCAGGGCUAGGGCCAUUUCCUGUUAGGUAAAAGACUAACACAGUAGAAGCAAUCAAUACAGAAAGGUUAAAAACUGUUGCACGACACUUACAGGCCAAGCAACCGGAAGAUACGACAUCCAAAGAAACAUUUUAAGGAAUGUAAUGGAAAUGAGCAGGACAAUCUCUCUUUUGUUCUUGGCCUCACAUGUGUCCUCCACAGAAGCCCUGUCCAUGUUUGACCCAACGUAUUGCUAUAUUUUUGAUGUUUUUCUGCUGCUGUAUUCUGUUAUUUUCACUGCUCUCUACUUCAGAGAGAAGUUUACAAGAGAAGGGCCUGUUCCUCCAGAACCUGCGCCACCGGCCCGUAACCCCAAUGAGCCUGUCUAUACAGACUUGGAUCUGCCUCAGAUGAGCUCCGAUUAUCAGCAACUGGAUAGACCGAUAAGAAGACGGGAGCCAGAGACACAUUAUCAGGAAUUGAGAGCACACACAAGUGAUGAAUACCAGGAAAUAAGAACUAAAGGACCCAAACCUCGCAAAAGCAAGAGAAAAUCUAAUGAGGGUCGAACGAGGAGAAACGGGGAUGCAGCCGAGUCUAUGGAGAUGGAAACUUAUCCCACUGAAAUGUUGCACUAUUAGCGCACAGCACCCGAGCGACCUGUAUAUCUGCCAACAUAUCAGCUGUGUAUCUUUGUUGAAUGCAUUUAUGUGUCUUUUUUGGUAUUUGUUACUUUCCCCAACCUGUAUUUUGUAGUCUUGCAUAUACUACAAUGAUUCAAUGGUUUGGCGUCACCAAAAAGAAAAAGAAAAAAAAGAAUGAAAUUUAGCAAGGAUGCAUGAAUUUGAUCAAAUGUCUGUAAAGACAUGUUUAUGAUAAAGAUUUCAAUUUCAAACAAAUUAUGUUCUUUUAAACUUUCUAUACAAAGAAUCCAGAAAAAAAAAGGUUU